Molecule: messenger RNA, 2098 nt
Organism: Dendroctonus ponderosae (mountain pine beetle)
Lineage: Eukaryota; Metazoa; Arthropoda; Insecta; Coleoptera; Curculionidae
Gene: Ppa
Product: F-box/LRR-repeat protein 14
Exons: 1
Coding region: 173-1576 (467 amino acids)
Biological process (GO): SCF-dependent proteasomal ubiquitin-dependent protein catabolic process
Cellular component (GO): SCF ubiquitin ligase complex
Molecular function (GO): protein binding
Source: RefSeq, a predicted model, not a curated record
GCCAACCAAUGCCCGCAGAAAGCCAAGAGAUUCCAGUUGGCGAGUUCGGCAAGUUGAAAAUAGUUCGAAUUCGAUAGCGAGCGGGCAUGAACGUACUCGGCAUCGACAUCGAGGCAAAACGUCGUACGUCCGCGAUGUGUUUUUAGUGAUUUUUCAAUCGUCAAACGGCACCAUGAUGGAAGGUCCCGCUCAGAAGAUGUAUUCCGAACUGCCUCAGGCGUUGCUGUCCACCAGCAGCCUGGUGCUGCAUAGGCAUUCGACCAGGUACCAUCCGUACCAUCGUUUGCACCAGCCGCAGUUUUUCCAACCCGUUCCUCUGCACCACGAUCGCGUCUACUUGCGGCAGCGGCCGUUGGAUCGGGUGGUGCAAAGCACUGCAGAAGAUCAGGACAUGCGGAACACCGCUCAGAACGACAUGACGUCGAACAUUUCCUGCCUCUACCCGGAAAUCCUGUCCAUCAUAUUCAGUUAUCUGGAAGUGAGAGAUAAAGGACGAGUGGCCCAAGUGUGUACGACGUGGCGCGAUGCGGCUUACCGUAAGUCGGUCUGGCGCGGCGUCGAAGCCAAGCUGCAUUUGAGAAGAUCGAGUGUCUCCUUAUUCUCCUCGCUGGUCAAGCGAGGCAUCAAGCGGGUGCAAAUCCUUUCGCUGCGCCGCACAUUGCGGGACGUGAUCCAAGGCAUUCCUAACUUGGAGUCGCUCAACUUGAGCGGCUGCUACAGCAUAGGAGACGUGGGCAUUGUCCAAGCGCUCACCGCUGAGGUGCCCAGUUUGACCGUCCUCGACCUGUCGCUAUGCAAGCAGCUGACCGAUAACGCCCUCACGCGGAUAUCGCAGUUCCUGCGGAACCUGGAGGUGCUGGAGCUGGGCGGGUGCAGCAACAUCACGAACGCCGGCCUGGUGCUGAUCGCGUGGGGCUUCAAGAAGCUGAAGUGGCUCAAUCUGCGCUCCUGCUGGCACAUCAACGACCAGGGCAUCAACGAUCUCGCAAUGGGCAACACCUCCCUGGAAUAUCUGGGGCUGCAGGACUGUCAGCGACUAUCGGACGAGGCCCUCAAGCACGUCACCGGCCUCACCUCCCUCCAGUCGCUCAACCUCAGUUUCUGCAUCAGCAUAACGGACAGUGGGCUCAAGUAUUUGGCCAAAAUGCCGAACCUCCGCGAGCUCAACCUGCGCUCUUGUGAUAAUAUUUCGGACAUCGGGAUGUCGUACUUGGCGGAGGGCGGCACCAGGAUCACCUCGCUGGACGUUUCGUUUUGUGACAAAAUCGGAGAUCAAGCACUGAUCCACGUCUCGCAGGGCCUGUAUAAUUUGAAAAGUUUGUCCCUCAGUGCGUGCCAGAUAUCCGAUGCCGGUCUGGAGAAGAUCGCCACCACCCUGCACGAACUAGAAACGUUGAACAUUGGGCAGUGUUCCCUCAUUACCGAUAAGGGAAUCACCGCCCUCGCUCAGUCGCUGACAAGCCUCAGGUAUAUAGAUCUAUAUGGUUGCACCAACAUCACCACGGUCGGACUGGAAAGUGUAGUCAAGCUGCCAAACCUAAAAAUCCUAAAUUUAGGCCUUUGGCACGUUAGGUGAAACUCAUUCCCGUUUAGAUAGAAUAUUUGCAAUGGAUUUAUAGGUAUGCGUUUUUCAAUUCGCUGGACUUGUUCGUCUCCUGCGGCCUUUUCCAUUUCAAGUGUGCUCAAGGUUUCAACUACCGGUCAAUACCAAAAAAAUUAUGUCCUUAGAUUAUUAGUUACAUUCCAUCGUGCUUCAUACUGGGGAGCUACUUUUCCAUGUCAAUUAAUCAUCAGUAUGGUGCCAGUUCAUCCAAGCAACCUGUUGGAGAAAUACAGUGGACACACUCUCAAUGUAUGAAUAACACAGUACAAAACGAUUCUGUAUCAGCAGCAAUUUGACGACGACUAACUAAAAAGGUUGCUCUCGCGAUAAGCAAAAGGUUAUGCUGCCUAAGCAAUAUGGCUUUGUGGUACACAUAUGGCUGAACUUAUUAAUAAUAUUAGCAUCAUUGAGAUUAUAGUCUUAUUCUAACAGUCCCUCUUAAUCUAAAUGCUAUUUAAUAUAAAUCAAUUUUAAUCAAACAUUAAACACAAUUUU